Molecule: messenger RNA, 1810 nt
Organism: Xenopus tropicalis (tropical clawed frog)
Lineage: Eukaryota; Metazoa; Chordata; Amphibia; Anura; Pipidae
Gene: pgk1
Product: phosphoglycerate kinase 1
Exons: 11
Coding region: 189-1358 (389 amino acids)
Biological process (GO): glycolytic process
Cellular component (GO): cytoplasm
Molecular function (GO): phosphoglycerate kinase activity
Source: RefSeq, a predicted model, not a curated record
GUGAGUGAUCCUCUUCCUUCUCCUUUUGCAGCAAUCCCAGGACCCGUGCAUGGGCAUGCAGCUUUUUUUGGUCACUUUACUGUGCAUGCUCGAAGACCAAAGGAGGAAGAGGACUGCUCGCUCACGUACACCAAUGCUGGUGCAGUUUUCUCACCUGCCGGGGUUUCAGGGUUGACUUCAAUGUCCCAAUGAAAAAUAACCAGAUUACAAACAACCAGAGGAUUAAGGCUGCUGUUCCCAGCAUCCAGCACUGCUUAGACCAUGGUGCUAAAUCUGUGGUUCUUAUGAGCCACUUGGGCAGACCAGAUGGUGUCCCUAUGCCUGACAAGUACUCUCUGGCACCAGUGGCUGAGGAACUCAAAGCUCUGAUGAAGAGAGAGAUUGUCUUCUUGAAGGACUGUGUGGGUCCAGAGGUGGAAGCUGCAUGUGCUGACCCAGCCCCUAGAACAGUCUUGCUCCUGGAGAACCUACGGUUCCAUGUGGAGGAAGAAGGGAAGGGUAAAGAUGCUGCUGGGAACAAGGUUAAAGCAGAUGCUGCCAAAGUAGAUGCAUUUAGAGCAUCUCUUUCUAAACUUGGAGAUGUUUAUAUCAAUGAUGCUUUUGGAACUGCACACAGAGCUCACAGCUCAAUGGUUGGUGUAAAACUGCCCCAGAGGGCUGCUGGCUUUUUAAUGAAGAAGGAGCUUGAUUACUUUGCUAAGGCUUUGGAGAACCCCGAGAGACCAUUUCUCGCCAUCCUUGGAGGUGCUAAAGUAAAAGACAAAAUCCAGCUAAUCAAUAAUAUGCUUGAUAAAGUGAAUGAGAUGAUUAUCGGUGGAGGGAUGGCCUUUACAUUCCUGAAGGUUCUCAACAAUAUGUCAAUUGGAAACUCUCUAUAUGAUGAAGAGGGAGCAAAGAUUGUUAAGGACUUGAUGGCCAAGGCUGAGAAGAAUGGAGUGAAAAUUACACUUCCUGUAGACUUUACUACCGCUGAAAAGUUUGAUGAAAAUGCUGGCACAGGACACGCCAGUGUCUCUACUGGAAUUCCUGAUGGAUGGAUGGGACUGGACUGUGGUCCAGAGAGCAUGAAGCUGUUUGUGGAAGCUGUGGGCAGAGCCAAGCAGAUUGUAUGGAACGGUCCAGUUGGGGUGUUUGAGUGGGACAAUUUUGCCAAAGGAACCAAAGCUGUAAUGGACAAAGUGGUAGAGGUCACUGGCAAAGGUUGCAUUACAAUAAUUGGUGGAGGAGACACUGCUACCUGCUGUGCUAAGUGGGAUACUGAGGACAAAGUGAGCCAUGUCAGUACAGGAGGAGGAGCUAGUCUAGAGCUGCUAGAAGGAAAGGUCUUACCGGGAGUUGAUGCUCUGAGCAAUGUGUAAAGGCACCACAAAGAAUCUAUAAAACGGUUCAAUCCGGAGUCCUAAGGAAUAAGCACUGAAACCAGACCAGAUGAGAUGCCCAAACAGAACCCCCACGCACUUUACGGAAAACAACCCACAGUCCUCAGCUGAACAUUUCAUUUAUUUUUUUUAAUGUUUGGGCAACACCCCUUCCAGAAAUUGUAGUUGUAGUGGGGUUAAUGUUACAGCCAUUUCGUCAGUAAUCCAUUUGCACCUUAUCUAGCCAGGGUGCACUGCCGUAUGUUCUAGGUUCUCCUUUAUACUAUGUACUGUGUGUUGUGCAUUAUAGAUGUGUAUAUAUUGCCCUGUAAAAGUCUCUUCUGCAUUACUGUACCUUCACCAUCUUCAUAUUUGUUUACUGGUUUACAGGAUUACAAUAUAGGCUCCUCUGUUAGAGCUGCUCAAAAUAAAACCAUUACCUUAUCCUUUCA